Molecule: messenger RNA, 1587 nt
Organism: Pseudopodoces humilis (Tibetan ground-tit)
Lineage: Eukaryota; Metazoa; Chordata; Aves; Passeriformes; Paridae
Source: RefSeq, a predicted model, not a curated record
AUGAUUGUAAUUCUGCUGGUGUCUAUGUCCAUGGUGGUGUACAGUGGUGGCCAAGAACUGGAGCCUCCAGCAUUCCUGCCAGAUCUGCUUAACACACCUGAAAGAAUCUUGAACAAUGUGUCACUCUUCAAUGGAGUCUUUCAAAAUGUGGAAAGCGUUGCAUUAUUUUUUGACUGCCUGGGUUCUCACUUCACCUGGUUACAGUCCAUCUUCACUAACUUUCCUGCCCUUCUCAACUUUGUGAACAAAAUGAAGUGUGUUACUGGGUUUUGUCCCAGGGAUUUUGAAGACUACGGUUGCUCUUGCCGGUUUGAGAUGGAAGGGUUCCCCGUGGAUGAAGCUGAUGAAUGCUGUUUUCAGCACCGCAAAUGCUACGAGGAAGCGCUGGAGAUGGAGUGCACAUGGGACCCAUCCAAGAUUUCUGCAGAUUUCAGCUGCUCUACUAAAAACUUGACCUGUGAGUCUGUGGAUCCCUGUGAACAGUUCCUCUGCACCUGUGACAAAGAUGCCAUUGAAUGUUUUGUGAAUGCAGAGAUUAACUCCUCCUUGAAUGGGCUGGAUGUCUCUUCCUGCCCAUCUCCAGUUACAGAGGUGGUUCACCAAGGGACUGAUGAAACACGGGUUGUGACUGCAUCUGUGGAAGAAGUUGUUUCUUUUGAGCCUCGUGACACAGUCUUGGCAACUUCUAAAGCCAGAGUUACCUCAAGGAACCACAGAGGCACAGCUCCUGCUCCCCCCAUCCUCUCGAUUAAAGAAGCAGAUGGAUUUAUGGAAGCUUUGGUCUCAGUGGAAGAGAUAACCACAUCCCCAGCCUCAUUCCCAGGAGAUAGUAACUCAAUGCAAGUCAAAAUUGUUCCCACCAGCAAGAGUCAUGCAGGCACACCUGCAAGGACAAAAGGAAAAGAAACAAGCUCUGCCAGGGGUGGCCUGAGCACAGCUGCCUCUGGAAUAGCUCUGGACCUGGGACUGUCUGAGAGAGGACCUGAAGGAAAAGUGUGUGAGCGAUUGACCUUUCUGCAAGAGACAGGACGUGGAAGAGUGAAGAGGGAGCUGCCCCAGCUUGGAGAAAUGCUGUUCUGUUUGACUGGGAGAUGCCCAGAGGAAUUUGAAUCUUAUGGCUGCUACUGUGGCCAAGAGGGAAGAGGUGAUCCCACCGAUGCACUGGACAGAUGCUGCUUCUCUCAUCACUGCUGUAUGGAGCAAGUUAAGAAACUUGGAUGUCAUGCAGAAAGAAAUUUGAGAUCUGAAGUUGUAUGUUUGGAUCAUACUCCAAAAUGCGUUGGAUGGAGCACGUGUGAGAAGCUCCUCUGUGCCUGUGACAAGGCCGCGGCCGAGUGCAUGGCUUCUGCCUUCUUCAACGAGAGCCUGAAGCUUCCCCACAGGCACGAGUGCCAGGAGGAGAAGGUCUCCUGCCCAGGGGACCCUGCUGAAAGGCCUCCAGCAGGCACAGAAACAGGCACAGGGGGUUCCAGCUCCGAGGAGAGCAGCGAGGAGGAAGGAGCCCUGCGGAGCGGAUUCCGAAGAGCCAAGAGAGGGACACGGCAUCGCAUUGGGAUCUCCAGCACUGUGGGACACGAGGGCAGAUAG